Molecule: messenger RNA, 1523 nt
Organism: Selaginella moellendorffii
Lineage: Eukaryota; Viridiplantae; Streptophyta; Lycopodiopsida; Selaginellales; Selaginellaceae
Product: expansin-A10
Exons: 6
Coding region: 228-1067 (279 amino acids)
Biological process (GO): plant-type cell wall organization
Cellular component (GO): extracellular region
Source: RefSeq, a predicted model, not a curated record
GCAAAGCAAAGCGCUCGCAAACACUAGUCGGCCAUUCAACACGGCAGGAUCGGCGAUUAUGCUGCUACUAGAAGAAGAGAAAAAAAGAGUGGAGCACGAAAGUACACACAUUCUGGUGGUCACAUGGAGAAGACGUCAGCUGCGUGCGAGUUAGGAAGAGUCAUGUGGAGGGUGUCUUUAAGGUCUCAAUCAAUUCACUGUGGAUCUGUUCUUUGUAUUUAAGGACAAUGGCUAUACGAACACUCUUACAGCUCAAAGGUGAAGCUAAGCUAGCUCUUCUCUCUCUUCUCUCUCGCGGUUCUUUCGACACAAUGUCGCCAGUUCUCGCUGCUCUUGGAUUUCUUCUCCACUGUACGCUGUUCCAGUUCGCUCAGGGACAAGGGUGGACAAGCGCUCAUGCAACUUUCUAUGGGGGAAGCGAUGCAGCAGGGACAAUGGGUGGAGCUUGUGGUUAUGGUAAUUUGUACAGCCAAGGAUACGGCAACAACAAUGCCGCACUGAGCACUGCUUUGUUCAACUCUGGAUUGAGCUGUGGUGCGUGCUUUGAGAUCCGGUGUGACAGUGCUGCCGAUCCAAGAUGGUGCAUUGCCGGGACUUCCGUUGUUGUCACUGCAACCAACUUCUGCCCUCCAAACUACGCUCUCGCAAACAACAACGGAGGAUGGUGCAACCCUCCACUGGAACACUUCGACAUGGCGCAGCCUGCGUGGGAGCAAAUUGGCAUCUACAGGGGAGGCAUUGUUCCCGUCCAAUACAGAAGAGUCAGCUGCGUCAAGAAGGGAGGAAUCCACUUCACAAUGAACGGCCACACGUAUUUCAAUCUGGUGCUCAUCAGCAACGUUGGCGGAGCAGGCGACGUGCACGCCGUGUCCAUCAAAGGCUCCGGCACCGGUUGGCAAGACAUGAGCCGGAACUGGGGACAAAACUGGCAGAGCAAUGGUCAGUUCCAGGGGCAGAGCCUCUCGUUCAGAGUCACCACGAGCGAUGGCAAAAGCGUGGUCUCCAUGGACGUGGCUCCCGCCGACUGGCAGUAUGGACAAACCUUCGAAGGGUCCCAGUUUGAUUGAAAAGGAUCGAAGGAAAGAGAUGGAAGAGAUGGAAGACAUGCUGGAAGAUGGAAGAGGAGGUAAAAGUUUCAUUACAUCCAUGGAGGAAACUAAGAGCGUAGAGGGUCUAGAAAGGAUGGGUUUUUAGCGCAGAUUUGAGGAUGGGGAUGAGAUGAAGAAACGACGGCCAACCUCCCCGCCGCUGGAAGAGAUUUUAGAGAUUCUAGAGAAGCUCGAGGAACAGUUUGCAAAGUCCAAAUCGAGCAGACGAGCUCCAUCACGCUGUCGGGAGUUUGCAAAGAGUCACGGGGAAAAAUAGAAGAUAAAAGGAAACGAGGCGAGCGUUAUGAAGCUCUUGUGCACUGCAUCGAAACCAAAAGAGAAAAGCUUUCUUUAAAAGUUUGCGAGCUUCAGUCCAAAUGUAUCUAACUGACAGCUUUAAAAUCGAGGAGCGGGUUGUGCUUCUCACAUGUUGUU